This is a messenger RNA of Danaus chrysippus (African queen), 1257 nucleotides long. The record is from the annotation of a GenBank genome assembly. Lineage: Eukaryota; Metazoa; Arthropoda; Insecta; Lepidoptera; Nymphalidae.
AUGGACUAUUCCACAAUCAGUAACAAAACCAACUUCACGGAGACAGAGGAUAUAACUGGAGGUGACCUUAAUGAAAAAUAUUUCUUGCUUCGUAAACAAUAUGAAAAUUUGUCAAACAAUUACGACCUGAUCAAACAAGAACUGCACGAAACCAAACGAAGUUAUCAAACCGCUUUAGACAUCCAGAGUCAUCUUGGAGCUGAAUUAGAAAGUUACCAAGCCAAUGAAAAGAAACGCUGUGGUGAAUUUACAUCCAAAAUCAAUGCUCUGCAGGAAGAAUUGUGUGCAUUGCGUUUGGAACGUUCGGAGAUUAUUGAACGGCAUGCCAAUGAAGUGAAGAAGUUGGAAACUGAAAAUAAAUUACUGAGAGAGGAACAGGAAACAGUGACAAGAUCCUCACCAGUUAAAGAAAAUCACGCAGAGACUGAUGAAUUACGCGUCGCAUUAUCGUCUGCUAUAUCAGAAGCGAACGAUGCCAAAGCGAGUUUGGAUAUCGCGAAAUCAGAGAUAGCUUCCUGGCAAUUAAAAGUGGAGGAAUUGGCCGUUCAGAUAGACGAGAUGAGAACCGCCGCUGAGAUAAGGAAGGAGGAAUUGACCGAAGCUAGAGAACACGAAGCAUCAGUACUCGCAGAGCUAGCUGAGGCGAGAGCAUUGUUACAUCAGAUAGAUUCACAAGACUUACAACCACAUGCUGCAAAAGGCAACUCACUGUUUGCGGAAGUUGAUGACAAAAGACAGGAGAUGGCACAGAAUUUGAUACAAAUGAAACAAACUAAUUCUAGAUUAAGAAGAGACUUAGCAAAUAAACAAGCAGAAUUAGAUGCUCUGCUUCAUGAGAAACAAACUAUAUGGGAACAGCAGGCCGGCAUGGCGGCACACUAUGACCGGGAACUCAUUGAGGAUUACGAGAGUCGAAUAACUCAGUUGGAGGGUAUGUGUGAGAGGCAGAGGAGGGAGAUAUGUAAAUGGUUCAACAAACUCGCUGAAUCCACGGAGGAGGCCUGGCUGCCUGGUGUAUUGGAACAUUUAAAAACCGAAUGCGAGAACCUUAGGGCUGAAGUCCUCUCCCGCGGCGCCGCCCAGCUAGCUAGUGCGGCUCAAGUCCGGGAGCUGCGAAGGAAAAUAGCCCUACUGACCUCCACAAACACUAAGCUGUCACCAACAAUCAGUAAUGGCGAUAAAGACGAUAUUCCCCUGGUCAAGCCGGUCAAGUUACGACAGAUUGAUGAUGUUAAGAAACAAGUGUCCUUCAAUUGA